AUGAGUAACUCUACUUUCACCCUACACCCAUCGAAGACGGCUAUGGAUACCAGAAAUGAUCUCGAAGUGCAUCAAACCAAUGGCGAAGAGGAGCGAGAAAGUGGCACGUCUACCAUGUCUACCAUACAAAUUGCAGUGAACGAUGCCUUAUCCCCGUCUGAAACAGUUAUGGACAAGAGAAGCGAUCUGGAAGCGCAUCGAAAUAUUGGCAAAGGCAAACAAGCAGGCACAAGCCCUUUACACAACUUUCCUUCUACCAUACAAGAACGAUCGAAUCAUCUUUCCAACCAUCAAUGGCGAGCUGACACCAAUGGAAAUAAAGAUACAAGGAGCCACGAUUAUAAUAGCUACGUGGGACGCCCUCUUAUGUUUAUACACCAUGAAUCGGAGGAAGAAGUUCCGGAACAAGAAGUGCAAGUUCAGCUACCAGACCAUUCUACGCCUACAUUUGCAACAAAUUACCCAGUGGAUAACAACCUUAGAACCCAAUACCGACAUGUGUCCGACAACGAUAAACGUGUCGUGGAAACAGAAUCAUCAAAAAAUAAUCGGUGUGUCGUUCGGAGCUUCAAUUACGGCUCCUCAGUCAAAGAAAAGGAAAACCAUGAUUCAAUCUCGACAGGAAAUCGACAACCACCUUUUCCCUCGGGAUCGGGAUGGGAACAUAUUUCCGAGUCUGGAGAAAUGGAAAGUUGGGAACUGUGCGGAAGUAAAUCCAUGGUUUCAUCUAGCCCAAUUGAGACCCGAUCUUCCAAUCAGAACUCGUACGAUCUCGGUCCUGAGCAGAACGGUGAAACACCCUUGCAAAAAUUGCCUGAAGUGCCACGUCAGCUUCUUGACUUGUUGAAGGAUGAUCGCUUUGGGUUCCAUGAAAUUACGAGUGAAGAUUCGUUAGACGAAGUAUGGCAUGCACGCAAUCUUGAGCACUUCUCUAGAAAAUUCGGUAUCACCAAUCCUCGCCCCGUGUUUUUGGACCAUUCCGGCUUUGUUGUAUGGAUGGUAGACGAAAAUGGCGCCAUGUUUGAAUGGAACGAAAUGGAAAAAGAUAUUUUGUACAUGGGACCCGAUCUGGUGACAG
Molecule: messenger RNA, 1078 nt
Organism: Ambispora gerdemannii
Lineage: Eukaryota; Fungi; Glomeromycota; Glomeromycetes; Archaeosporales; Ambisporaceae
Source: the annotation of a GenBank genome assembly